Molecule: messenger RNA, 6354 nt
Organism: Chilo suppressalis (striped riceborer)
Lineage: Eukaryota; Metazoa; Arthropoda; Insecta; Lepidoptera; Crambidae
Source: the annotation of a GenBank genome assembly
AAGGUGGCAACACUGAUUAUUUGUUUAUUUUUGUUGUUCAGUUUGCUUUAAUUGGUUUAAAUCAAAGAGUACUUUUUAUAUGUUUAAAUUAGAUUUUAACAUUGGGAAAUAGUUACGGAUAAAAAAAAUAUAUUUUUUUAGUUAUUUAAUAGGUGUUCUGUGUAUUUUAUCAGUAAAAACAAAUACCUGACUUCGAGAAUGAUUUCUCAAUUACAGCACACGAUCGGCUUAUUAUGCUUGUCAUCCCUUUAUUAGUUUUUUUUUAUUAUUUUAACAAUCCUAAAAUAAUAAUAAAAAAUACCUAACUAAAGAUGGAUAAUACAAAAACAGCAAAAUGCACAUUGCACUUUUUUCCUCAUUGGUGUUACCAAGAACAUUAUGUAACCUGAUAAGAAUACAGCAAUGCAGAAUUAACACAACAGGAGUUGCUAAUGAAAAUCAAAAAACAGAAAAAACUAUAAACCAAGUCACUCUCCUGGGCCGAGUUGGUGCUGAUCCUCAAAAACGUGGGUCAGAGGAGCAUCCUGUUGUAAAUUUUCCACUAGCAACUCAUUUUAGUUAUAAGUAUGAGUCAGGAGACAUAUUGCAAAGAACUGACUGGCAUAGGGUAAGUAUAUUUAAACCAGGACUUCGAGAUACAGUAUACAAAUAUUUAAAAAAGGGUCAAAGAAUUUAUGUUACUGGAAAAUUGUCUUAUGGAGAAGUGAAAAUGGAUGAUGGACAAGUUAGAACUGCUUCAACAGUUAUUGCAGAUGAUGUGAUAUUCUUCCAAAAUCCCCCACCAGAAAUCUGAAUUUAGAGCUAAACAUAAUUAAAUUUUAAGAUUAAUUACAAAUUAAAAUAUAAUUAACAAGAUUGUUGUUUUACUUUUCAAGGACUAACCUUUAAGAUGGGUAUGCAUAAGACUGUCUUUUUCGUUGGUUAAUAAUAAUUUACUUCUAUCUAUUCUUUCACUAACAUCAGCUUACAUAAAUUAUGUGGUACAUAGGUACCUAUUAUUUUUGGUAUUUUAUAAUUUUCGUACACACACUGGUUUCUAUUCAGAAAUGAAAGAUUUGUCAUAGGCAUUCAGCAGUUCAUUAAAUUAUGUCCACAUUUUAUAUACAAACUGUAAAAUUACACCCAUCGAUAUCCGUGAUUACACCACACGCCCCCCUCCCUCCUCCAGUGUAAGUAGGUUCUACUGUUGUUGUGACAGAAAAUUGAAUCAACUUUUUAAAUCCAAUAUCCCACCUUAUCACAGCCUGAAGCCAAAUAACCCACCUUCUGGAACCCUGGAAGUUUUACUUCCAUAUUUGAACUUAGAAAGGGUAAGGCAGGAAUAAAUCAUUCAUAAAAAUUAUUUAUGCACUUUAUUACUUCUCAUACCAAUGUUUUGAUUAAAAUCUUGCAUUAUCUCUUGACCAGGACAGUAUUGUAUUGUUGUAACAGUAUGCUGUCUUUGUCCAGUGGUGCCCUCUAUUGUAGAAUGAAAAUAAGGUUUUCAGAGUAGUUUAUAUCAAAGUGUUGCAAAUAAAUAUACAGGAAUUCCAUUAGAUGUCGCCUUAGUGAGGAUUCCUAUUUUAUAUAGGUAUUUGUUAAAGCAGUUGAUAAUAGAAUAGGCUAAUAUUAUAAUAUUAUAGCUUGUUCUUCCUAUUCGGAUUUGACACUGCUGACAAAAAGUAGAAAUCUAAGCGGGUCAAUUAUGCUUUAGUGAUAUAAUCCUAAUGUCCUUAUGAUGUUGAUGCCCAGUUGACAUUGUUUUUAAAUGGUAUUAUGAAACAUUCCUAUGUCACAUCAAGAUCAUAUCAAUAUCUUAAUAUAUCCUGUAUCACAUUUUUGACGUUUAUGCGAUACUGUUUUAAGUCAAAAAGUUGAACGUAAUACGCAUUUCAGUUGAUAUCAUUUGAAAGAGUUGAUCUUAAUACGCGUAAGUUGAUGUCAUUUUGAUAUCGCAUUUUUCGGAGAGCAUAAUACGUAAUGUGAAAUUGACAUCAGAACAAUAUCACUAUUAGCGAGCUUAAUUGGCCUGCUGUAUAUAUUUAUUUUAUUUAAAUCGAUCGCUAGAUAAAACUUUUUGAUCGGAUAUUACCUACUAUGACUAUGACUCUGUUAGAUGAGCUACUUACGUGGCGGUUACAUUUACGCAAAAGCAAUAGUACUAGUUAAUGAUUUGUAAGCACCACGAAUUAUGUAGGUACUGUUUCUUUUUAGAUACCAAUAACUAUCUUAUAUGUCUCGAUGUCGAUUCUAGCAUGAUUCUGUAACUUUUAAAACUAAAUUUAACAUAAGUAUCUCCUUUUCAUUCUCUAUAGAGAAUGAGAAGGGCACACUGUUGUCAAAUUUAAGUUUACAUAACCCUGCCAGAAUCGAUACCAACAUCUACCUAUGUUAGGGCGACCGUUAACAGCUCAUCGCUUCAUUUAAACUACUUAGCUAUGUAGGCAUAAUUUUAUUGAUACCUCACAUCGAAUAUAUAGAAUUUGUAAAUGAAAUCGAAAUUUAGGUCAGGGGUCAAUCGCACUAAUGUAAUAACAAUAUUAAAUAAAAUGAGGAUGAGGUAAUUGAAAACCUUAGGCGGUCAGAAAUAACAAAAUAAUAGCGUAAGCGAUAGCCAUAGCGACUUCGUUAGGCGAUUGCCCCCAGGGGGUCAACGCUCAUUGCAAAAGAAAAAAACGAGUGCGAGGCAUUACAAAACCUUCAGCGGUCAGAAAUAAAAAAAAAAACGCCAGGUCCCUCGGCACAGCCUUUAGCCGCCCUUCGCAGCCCGGGUCGUGGCCAUUUUAGCCCAAGGAUAAAAAUAGGACCCUGAUACACUGAUAGCUACUAAGAAUGGGCAGUCGCAGUCUUGUAACUUCCAAUAAGUAUCAGGAAUAUCAAUAGAUUACAAAAUUGAUAAUAGAAGUCGUAAAAAAUUUUUUUUGGAAAUGUUUAUUGGGCAGUUUUUCCUAUGAUCAUUAUUUCACUAUUAAAUACCUAGCUAGCUUUAAUUCUCGUUUACAAUGAGUAGAUGAUGUUCGUAAGAGCGUAGAUCUAGGUUGCAUUUCAAACUUGAAAGAAAAUAAUAAUCGAUUAAUACCCUCGAAUUGAUUUAUUAUUUGUCAUUAUGCAUCUUAUAAUUACAGAUCUUUAUCUGUAAUAAAGACCGGAGACGAUUGGUACUUUCUCUAUGAAGAGAACUAAACUUGCAUAAUUCUCAUUUUUAUUAAUUUCCACCUGUUACAUAGGAUAGGACAUUAUUUUGAAUUCUCAUCAACUAAGGAAUCUCAAGAUCAAGUUGUGGGUAAAGUAGGUUCCACCUUUUACACUAAUAAAAAUAAAUCUUUGGUACGUCUUUCAUUUUGUCUUUUUGAACUGAAACUAUAAAUUCACUUAGUUCGAAUACAUUUUUUGUUGAACUUACACAAAAUGCAAGAUCAAAUAAAAUAAAACUAUUUAUGGGAUAACAUUAUUCUCAUUUAUUUAAAGUUAUAAUAAAUCUGACACAAUUUAUAAGAAACAAAAUGUUUUCUAUAUUGUGUUCAACACGCUGGAACUUAUGGCAUGCACUCGCCGAAAUAGAAAUUAUUGUAAAAAUACAAACUCAGUUGUAAUUCUUACUCAUAUACUAGGUACUUUGAUAAAGCUCCACUUUGUUUUACAAAUCAUACAUACACUCUCUUUACAGUCUGUUUUUUAUCCUAUUUUAAAACUAGACAUAGUUAAUAUUUACAAUGUUCCUAAUUAAUUAACUCUAUGACAUUUACCUAUAUUGAUAAAAGAGAUCACAGAAAAUUGUAGCUGGAAAUCUUUGAGUAAAAGCCCUAGCAUACUCUAUUUCUACCACUUUAUAUCUUUAUCACAGUGGACGUUUUCUUGUAGAUUUCAAGGCAUUUUUAGGUAGAAGAUUGUUCGUCAUUAUUGUCUUUUGUCCCAAACACCAUAGCAGCCAAGAUAAAAAAAACAUUAGUUUACAAGGUCUAUUUAAUAUAAGAAGCUGCUAGAUUUUGACUAUAUCCAUGCAAAAAAUGUAUACUCUAGAAUGAAAUGUGGUAGUAUUUCUUACAUAAAAUUACUGCGUUACUCAUGCUACAAUUAAAACGAUUGGCCAAAAUAAAACCAUGGAAGACGAUAUUUAUAAGUUUCACUAAUAACUCCCCAGCAGGAGUUGGUUCUGAUAGUUUUCUUUUAACAAUUUUAUAAUCUAUUAUUAUCUUUUCAGCAAAAUUAAUCAAAGAUAUAAACACAUAUAUAACUAAUUAAAUUACAAAAUGCAUGAAUGAGCGCGUGUACAAUGUAUAUGCACGCACAUACACUUUUGGCAACUUUUGAAAAUCUGCUACUGCUAGAUAUUGGCAGUUAUUUCAAUGUUCCAUUGCACAAAUAUAAAAUAGUCCUAUGACUUAACACACAUAAACUCUUGUCUCUUUUUAUAACUAUUUGGGUAAUUGACACUAUCGAGUAAAAUCACUUGGCACAAAGGCAUCAUUUUAUGUCCAGACCCUGUUGAACUGCACAAAUCUAACUAAAUCUGUCAAAACCUCUCAGUAUGAUAAUUUGCAUCGUAAGUUGUUAAAAUUGGUUCAAUAUUCGGUGCAAAUUUUCAGGAAGACUUUUCUAUCAUAAUAAAUGAUCUGAGAAGACUUUGACUAUAACUUAGUAGGUGGAGUCCUUGCACAUUAAUACUACUAUACACAUAAAGAAGCAUUGCACUGCAAAUGUCUCUCUUUAUUAAUGGUUGAUGAUCAUUGUUCACAUUUCUCACUUCUGAGAUUUAGCGCGUAACUUUCUGUACUAUAUUCUGGUUCACGUUUUGGUAUCAGAUUAUCCCCGAUAAGGGCACUGAUACGGUGUUUGUCAUGUUGCGAUGGAAUAUUUCCGGGAUCAGGCCGUGCACGUUUCCGCCACGGUUCUGAUGCUCCCAUACUCAAGUCUGUUGGCAUGUCUUCGUCUACGGGCUCGUCUUCACAGCGUUCCUCUUUCAUUUCCGACUUCACAAUUGGCUGUUGCGGAACUCUUGUGGGGCUCAUUUGUUGACGCAACAGAGAAAUGUUCUUGAUAUUUUUCAACUCAGUGGGGUUCCUCAAAAACCUAAAAUAGAGCAAAUAAAAAUGUGAGUUUAGCAAUAAGUUUACAGUUGCUUAAAAGUCACAAAUAUAAAUUAUUAAUUCAGAAAAAUAUACUGAUACGUACUGGUAGCAGUGACGCUCGCCCUGCACUUUUCGUAGAAUGUUGACACGAUAAUAAUAUCUUAGAGCGCGUGACAUCUUAUCGUAGUUCAUCGACAGAUGAUUUUUUUGAAUUCCCCAAAGUUUAGCAAGCCCAGCCGGAUCUACAAUUUUGAAGACGCCUGUAUCUCUAUUCUUCCAGGCGAUGUAAUUUGUGUAUCGUUGUGUAGGAUCAUUUAGAAGUUGCUGUAAGAAGUCCCAUAAGAGUCUGCCAUCUGAAAGAAUAGUUAGAAUGUUAAUAAUGGGUCCUCCUUAUUGUCUUUUAUAUUGACAGCGGUGCUGAUUGGCAUGAUUCUGUAAACUUCUCUCCUUUCCAUUCUGUAUAGAGCUCGACGAUGAUACACUUGUCAAAUUUAAGUUUACGAGUAUGUUUAGAGAAUCAUGCCAGUAUCGCCACCAAUACUUUUAAGUUUAUUCUGUUCAAUACUUACUUGUAUUUGAUUCGGGCAUAUCAUUAGGAAAGAAUUCUCUGUGUUGCGCACGGUAGUGAGGAUGUUGAGCUGCGUGAGAUUGUGGUGCAGGACUAUUAAGAGGGGCUUCUUUAGGCGAACGUGGAGGCGGUGCAAAUUGAGCUUCUUCAUCUGAAUCGGAAUGGUUGCUCCCAGAACUUGCAGCUUGCGUUGUUGCGGGAACAGGAGGAGCGUAAGCCGUCACAUAGCUCAUUGAUUCUCCACGUUGCGGGCUGCCCGAACUGUCCACCGAAGGAGCCGGACUUAAGGUAACGGAAUUAGGUUGUGCUGCGGCGGCAGCAGCACUAUGAAAAUGAUGAAAGCCGUCGACUGCCCAUGUAGGGGUAGGUGGGUGGGAGUGAGGGGAGGGAGGGUAUGGAGCCCCACGCGCUGUUGGCGUCACAGGUGACGAAGGAACUCUUCCUAAAAGUGCAGCAUCACGCACUAACAUUUGGAAGAGAUCCAUGUCAAAGUUGGGCAAGUCAAAUUCUCUUUCACACCAUUUUAAAAAUACGACUACGUCUUCUCUUGUCCAGAGUCUUGGUUCUGGAGGAAGGCCUGCUGGAAGUUGAGCUUUGGUAUCACCAAGCGGAGAAGGUGGUGGUGGUGCCCAUGGAAGGGGGUACCGCCACAAAAGUUCCGUUGGGCUAAAUGGCAGCGGAAGCCGCUCCAUACUUGGCCCAGACGGCAGUUGUAAGCUUACUACUUUCAUUACGACA